GUAUCUGUCAUGAACCAGCCUGGUUCAAGGCCAGAACAACAGCCGAAGCGGGGUGGAAGUAAUUAUAGGUAGGCAGGGAUCAGUAACAGCGGACAGUGGGGGAAACCUUUCUGUCCACUUUUACGACCUGACAGGGCGCCGUGACUUAGGAGGGGAGCGAGAACUAGAGCCGGGGGUGGCAGAUGCCGUAGGUACGGGAAUAGCGCGGUAGGCAGUAGUAGCGUUAGUACUAGAGCGAUAGCGUUAGGUACAGGUAGAUUAGGUGACGAGUAGUCACGUGUUCGAUUAGUAUAUAGUUAGAGGUAGAUGGUUAGUCGGGGCUUUUUCCCAAAAUACCAGCAGAGACUACCGUCUCUGAGCGUCGUAUCAACUGUAGGCAGCAAGUCUGUAGGGAGGCCCGUUCUACCGAACGUAUCGCGCUACUUGCUGGCACUUACAGUCUGGAAUCGUGAGAGUGAGAAAGGGGUCUCCGUCCUCGCAGACGUCAAGAAGGAGGUACACCGUCAGAACCGGCUACAGCAACUCUGCCACCCGUUGUCUGGGGUAACCGCCGGGAGUAGUGAUUGUUGUUCCUGUGUACCUCUGGGGUCUUGGACGUCUGGAGCCGGUGCCGGACCACUGUCGCCUGAAAUCGUCGCCGCAUCUGCAUCCGUUGCCUGGGGCAACCAGAGGAGCAGUAAUGCCAGUGAGCUAGGGACAGUGCGUCAGGAAACUCACUUCCGAGUAUCGUCACUGCACCCAUUGCCUGGGGCAACUGUGGUGGGACAGUGACAAGAAGUCGCCUAGAAGACCAGGUGCAUGCAGGCAGCUGCACCUAUCUUCAGGAAGCAACGCCGUUCAGUCAGAAGGCAUCUCUACUCAGAGCAUCGUCGCUGCACCCAUUGCCUGGGGGCAACUGUGGUGGGACAGUGGCAAGAAUCGUCUACAUAACAGGGUGCAUGCAGCCAGCUGCACUCAUCUUUAAGAAACGAAGGGCAGAUAACCAAGUGGUACCCCAGUACCAAGGUUGUCCUGUGAGAGAACUGUCCAGAGACUGGUGAAGUGUUCGUCGGGGGUGGUUUUGGACGACUAGAAGGAAAGUGUAAUUUAUCUAUCUCAUUUACAUUCUUUACUUUCUUAGAUUUUGUGACCUGAUAAUAGUGUAUUUGGAGACUUGUAUUACGUCUCGUACGUCAACCUAAUUUGCUUGUUAAUUUCUUUGUAAUUAUAAUUUGUUGUUGUGCAACUGUCUUGUCAGUUGUGUGUUUUGCGCACGCGAGGAGAGCGACUGUCAGUCGGUGAGCGUGCGGACGUGUGGAACGGACGGGUGUCUGAGUGUAAGGGUGAAAGCGGGCGAAGCGAGCCAGCCAGAGGACCCCUUUCCCCUAAGGGCGAGUGAGGCCCAUCCCUCCACAGACGCGCCCAUCCCCCGUUCCAUCACAAAUGGGGGCUCGAGCCGGGAUCUGAAUGUUUAGGUUGACCAUUUGUUUUCAGGUCCAAAGAAGAGGUCGAAAGUGCGAGUGUUGUCUUUCGUCCUAUGUCGUAUCACUCUUUAUACAUGACAUGUUGUUGAACCUAGGAUUCUGUGUGUAUUGAUGUAUUUUACUACGCUAGCUAACUUGUGUGACUAUCAGAAUUGCUUAAUUAAUUGCUGAUUUGACAUCAAUGCGCAUCGAUUGUAAACAGGUUGCAAGUGGCCAGCAAGUAGCUGAAGCAGAAUAAGUGAUCAUGGUAGCUGUAGGGUCUCUAGAGUUAGUUACGAUGGAUAAGAAAUUCUGUCUAACACGCAGUGAAAAGAGAAAGGAGUUGAAAGAAGCCGGAGUAGAGCGUGGGCUAGUAGGAAAAGAUUUAUGGCAGUAUAUAGACAGAGAGUUGGACAAAUGGUGGGAAGAAAAAAAAGAGGAGAGAGAUCGAGUCGAGCGCGAGCGAGAAAGAGAGUAUGCUGAACGCGAGAGAGAGUACGCUGAACGCGAGAGAGAGUACGUUGAACGCGAGAAAGAACGGGAGAGGAGGAGAGCUGAGCGCGAGAGAGUGUACGCUGAACGCGAGAAAGAACGCGAGAGGAGGAGAGCUGAGCGCGAGAGACAGCUAGAAGAACGCGAGAAAGAGCUAGUAAUGCGCCAGUUUAUAGAGAUGUUAGAAGAAAUCUGCGAAGAGAAAGGUAAAACUGAGGAAGAGUCACGAAAGUUUAUAGAGUACAAUUUAAAGGGCUGCCGCUGGGGAACGAUAGCCGAAGAGAGAGAGGAAAAGGCUAGAGUAAAGGAGGUAGAGAGAGUUGCACGCGAACGCGCGCGCGAGCGGGUCAAAAGCCAGAAGGCUAAAAAGGAAAAGAAAGAGCGAACCAAGCGCGAGAAAGAGCAAGAAUUCCUGCGAGAGGUGUGCCGGUUAGGCGGGGUCAGCUUAGAUGACAGUGAUCCGGCCGAGGCAGGUAAUUACAGGUCAGAGCGCGGAGUGGCGCCCGCUGUUGGCUGUUCUAGGUGUGGGGGUGCAGGGCAUGACCCGAGGUCUUGCCCCCAACAGUCCGACAGGCUGAGGAGAUCUGUAGGUGUGAAGUGUUACAGCUGCGGGGUGGUAGGGCACUAUUCGCGCAGUUGUCCCCGUGGUUAUGAGUUGCGUAAGGCUGUAACCCCGAGGGGGGAGAAGCUAGCUAGCGAGGUAGAUGCUAGCAACGCAUACGCUAGUGAUAGGAGUGCUACCGAUGUACAGGUUAGCGACGUAGGGCCUGGCGAUGCGGUGACCAGCGGCGCGUAUACUAGUGGUAGAAAAGCUGCUGAUGUUAAGGUUAACGAAGUGAAUCCUAGCAAGGAAGAGGCUAGAAGAGUAGAAACUGGCGAGCAGGCCAGCGGGAGGAGGGGUUUUCCAAGGUGUGGAGACUACCCGUGA
Molecule: messenger RNA, 2862 nt
Organism: Pomacea canaliculata
Lineage: Eukaryota; Metazoa; Mollusca; Gastropoda; Architaenioglossa; Ampullariidae
Product: zinc finger CCCH domain-containing protein 13-like
Exons: 1
Coding region: 1708-2862 (384 amino acids)
Molecular function (GO): nucleic acid binding; zinc ion binding
Source: RefSeq, a predicted model, not a curated record